CCUUCCUUGUGUGACGCCACACACAGGCGACAGAGGAACGGCAGCCCAGUGUCAAAUAACAGAGGAAGCAGUGAAAGAAUGGCUCGUGUAAUUUACUGUAGCGUUAUGCAUUUUGCUAACUUUUUUGUCUUCGUCCUAAUCGCCGAUUUGUGUGCAGCAAGUGGUUCCCCGGAUGGAACCAAAACGGUGGAGUUUAACGUUAAACCCGGAGGUGUGCAGCACACAUUCUCUGAGACCAUUCGGGAUCACGAAUGCUCAUUCACUUAUGCCUCACAAGGGGGAACCAAUGAGCAAUGGCUCAUGAGUAUCGGCUUGAGCGAUGACGAUAAACUGUUCUCCUGCUCUAUAUGGAGGCCCCAGGGCAAGUCCUACCUGUUCUUCACCCAGUUCAAAGCCGAGCUGAAGGGAGCCAAGAUCGAAUAUGCCAACGCAUAUUCCCAGACGUCUGAGGGUGGCCAGAGGGACGUGGCUUUGAAGCCGGAGGAGUUCACCGUGGGAGACUCCACGGUGACUCACACAGACGGGAAGUUCCGGGCAGAACUCUCAAAGCUGACCAUGAUUGGCCGAACUAAACACGACGAGCUGUAGCUGUUGGAACUCUCUAAGCUGACCGUGAUUGGCCCAUCCCGACGCGAUGAGCUGUAGCGUUCAAAGCUCUAGCUCGACUCAGGUCACGCUGAGCCACCGGGACUUUUGAAUUCUUCCAGGCCUCGGCCUUCUCAUAACGGAUAGUAAAAGCAGAAUUGAUUUUGUCUCUCUUUUGAAAUGUCUUGACGGGCCAAAAGAUCUGACCGGGAUGGGUUCUUCAUGUUGUUAAUUAGUGUUGAGAAUCAGAAGGAAAUUAGUUUACCUUGGAGAUUGAAUGUUUUCACGCAAUGCACGUAACUUGCUUUAUCUUUUGGCAUGAGCGUUAGUCUUUAAAUACACAUAACAUCCUGUCUUAAGUGUUUGUUUUGCUCCGUUUUUCUUUUUCCUUCCACUGAAUCUCAAAGGUUAUAGAGUAAAUCUUUUGAUCCAUAGGGGAGACGGUAAUCGCCGCAGAGUUUGUUUUGUUUUACUUGUAGUGUACAAGGGAUUGUUCCAAUUUUGUUGUAAAUGUUAAUCUCGCAGGGGUAUUAAUCUGCAAUGUGGCCGUCAUACUCAUACUCAUCGUAUAGAACAUAGAACAUCUCUGUUCCCUGAUCCUGAUCCUUGAGCUGAAGAAUUAUGAGUCCGCUGUUGAAGAAGAGCACCAGGUUCUUCUCUCUCUCUCUCUCUCUCGCUCGCUCGCUCUCUCUCCCCCC
Messenger RNA from Gadus chalcogrammus (walleye pollock), 1283 nucleotides. RefSeq names its product myeloid-derived growth factor (gene mydgf). The record is from RefSeq and is a predicted model, not a curated record. Lineage: Eukaryota; Metazoa; Chordata; Actinopteri; Gadiformes; Gadidae. Gene Ontology annotation, biological process: positive regulation of endothelial cell proliferation; positive regulation of angiogenesis. The coding region runs from base 79 to 588 and encodes 169 amino acids. The transcript has 6 exons.